Messenger RNA from Acanthopagrus latus (yellowfin seabream), 6518 nucleotides. Its product is annotated as caskin-1-like. The coding region runs from base 655 to 4647 and encodes 1330 amino acids. The transcript has 21 exons. Gene Ontology annotation, molecular function: protein binding. Lineage: Eukaryota; Metazoa; Chordata; Actinopteri; Spariformes; Sparidae. The record is from RefSeq and is a predicted model, not a curated record.
ACCUCUCUUGACUCGUCCGCCCGCACGCGCGCAAACACGCGGACCGGGAUUACAACCGCUGGAGUGGCGCGCGCAGUACUAGCUCGUGUUUAUGUAAUGUCAUAUGUGGCUGUGAGCGUGCGUGUGUGAGCGUGCGUGUGUGCGCGCUAGAGCUGGCGCGAGCCGGCGGAGACAGCGGUCACACGUUAAACAUCAGCGACCCGCGCGUUAUUCUGCGGAUUGAGGGCUCGUGAGAUUUCGGCGGUGCGGAUUUGACCCGUCGUAUAGGAGGGCGCUCGAGCUCCACCGUUUUCACGCACGGCACGCACGUAGACCCGGUGAAAUCGUCACGCGGAUAGGAUCUGUGGAAUCUGUCGCGAGUGUGUUCCUGCGCGGCCGGAGAGCAUCCCCGACGGAGAGCGAGGUCCGGGCGGUCGGUCGGUGGUCGGUGUGGGUCGGUAGCACCGCGCGGAGGGGAGCGAGAGCGGGACUUGAGCUGGACCCCUGGCCGAACCGGAGCAUCCCACUCCCGGCAGCAUCCAUCCCUCCGCGCCUCAGCUCCAGAGGGAGGCCCGGAGCGGCGGCAGGAUGUAGCAGCGGAUUAACGGAGGAGAGAGGGGCGCUCAGAGGAAGAGAGCGGGACCGAGCGGACCGAGGCGGGACGGAGGAGGGGACAUGGGGAAGGACCAGGAGCUGCUCCAGGCCGUCAAGACCGAGGACUUGCUGACAGCUCAGCGGCUUCUACAGAGACCUCGGCCAGGGAAAGCCAAGCUCCUCGGAGCUGCAAAGCGGGUGAACGUCAACAUCCAGGAUGCAGAUGGGUUGGCGCCGCUGCACCAUGCUGCUCUGAGUGGUAACAAGGAGCUGAUCUCUCUGCUGUUGGAGGCCCAGGCAGCAGUGGAUAUCAAAGACCAUAAAGGGAUGCGUCCUCUGCAUUAUGCUGCAUGGCAGGGGAAGACUGAGCCAAUGAAAAUGCUGCUGAAGGCAGGUUCAUCCGUCAACGGGCAGUCAGAUGAAGGACAGAUCCCUCUCCACCUAUCGUCUCAGCAUGGACACUACGACGGGUCGGAGAUGUUGCUACAGCACCAGUCCAACCCGUGUAUCUCAGACUCAGCUGGGAAAACACCACUGGACCUCGCCUGUGAAUUUGGACGGGUUGGAGUGGUUCAGCUCCUGCUCAGCAGUAACAUGUGUGCAGCCAUGCUGGAACCAAAACCCUCCGACCCCAACGGAGUGUCACCUCUGCAUCUGGCUGCCAAGAACGGACACAUCGAUGUCAUACGGUUGCUGAUUCAGGCUGGUAUAGAUAUCAACAGACAGUCGGAGUCUGGCACAGCGCUGCAUCAGGCAGCCCUCUGUGGGAAGACAGAGGUAGUACGUCUGCUGCUGGAUAGUGGCAUCAGUGCAGGAGUGAGAAACACUCUGAGUCAGACUGCCCUGGACAUCGUAAACCAGUUCACCACCACGCAGGCCAGCCGGGAGAUCAAACAACUGCUGAGAGAUGCUUCGGCUGCGAUGCAGGUGCGUGCCCUCAAGGAUUACUGCAACAACUAUGACCUGACAAGCCUCAACAUCAAAGCUGGAGACAUUAUCACGGUUUUGGAGCAGCACUCUGACGGCCGAUGGAAAGGCUGCAUUCACGACAACCGCACAGGAAAUGACCGAGUGGGCUACUUUCCAUCCAACAUGGUGGAAGUAAUCAAGAGGGCAGGUUCGAGGACUGCUGAGCCGAGUCCUCAAGGCUCUCCAACUCUAGGACAGCAGAGCAGCACCAGUGAGGAUAUCUGGGUGCUGCGCAAACCUCUGGCAGGUGGCGAGCGCAGUGGCAGUGUGGGCAGCCUCGGCAGUGCACGAUCAUCAAGCAGCCUGCAGGGCUCUGGAAACACACAUGUUCUGACCACCCCUGCACCCAGUCCACACCCGGCAAACACACCAGGAGUCAACACACACGGCCUUAACGCUCCGGGCCUGCACGCACAAGCCGAAGGAGUCAAGCUCCUGGCCACUGUGCUGUCCCAGUCGGUAAAAGCCAAGGAGCACCUCUUGGAGCAGUCGCAGUCUGUCGAGCAGUCAGCGAGCUCCUCCAGUAGCACGGUUCAUGAGCAGCGGUCGUUUGAGCGGAAGGCAGAGGAGGAUGAUGGGAAAAAGCAGGCAGUAGUGACGUGGCUGGGUGAGUUUCAGCUGCAGUUCUACACCACCCACUUCCUCACCGCGGGAUAUGAUCUAGACACCAUUAGCCGCAUGACCCCCGAGGACCUGACGGCUAUCGGGGUCAUGAAGCCUGGACAUCGAAAGAAGUUAACAUCAGAGAUCAGCAAGCUGCCCUCCACAGACUGGCUGCCUGACCACAAGCCUGCGAAUCUGGGAGACUGGCUGUCUCACCUCGGUCUGAGUCAGUACUACCAGGUUCUGGUGCAGAACGGGUAUGAAAACAUUGACUUCAUCUCGGACAUCAGCCUGGAGGAUCUGCAAGAGAUUGGCAUCACUAAGCUCGGCCAUCAGAAGAAGCUGAUGUUGGGGGUGAGGAGACUGAAGGAGAUACAGAGAGGAGAAAGCAGCUCCGAGCCUCCUCAGAGUCCCUCGACACCUCCAUCCAGUCCGGGUGGCAGCACCAGCUCCGAGCCCCGGAAGGAGGUGAGGAAGCAGAGGGACGGUGGCCCCAGCCCACUGGCUAAACCUCGCCCGGGUCUCACGCAUGCCCAGACCCCUCCCCACACACCCACACAAACCCCACCACAAACCCCACCACAUGCCCGCACCCAGCAGGCCUCCCCCAGGGCUCGGCCGCGCCCCUCCACCCAGAUGGCGGCUGUGGAUUCGUCGGUGCCGCUGCUCCGCCUGCCCAGCGAGGAGGAGGAGCGGCGGAGAACUCACAGUCUAAUUGGCUCAGAAUCAGACUCAAGAUACGCCACUGUGUGCCGCAGCAGCUCCGCACGUCCCGCCCCAAAUGAUGUCACUGUAAACCGCAGCCAAUCAUCCGUCACCCUCCGUCCACGUCGGAAAGGUCGGCCCCCCACACCACCUAAACGGUCCUGUUCUUCCAUCACCGGGGGUGACGGGGAGGGAGAGGGAGUGGGACAGGUGGAGGGGCUCUUGGGCCUGCCAACCUAUCGAGAGAGGCGAGCCAGUGACUGCGGCAGCCUGGGAUCAGCUCGAAGAUCUCAGGACUCAGCAGGCCUGGAGAGAUCAGAGGGGGCUUCUGGGAGUGUUCGCAGCCUCGCUGCCAUGCUGGAAACCUCCAUCGUGGGUGGAGCCAAAACCCUGCCAAGGAAUCUGGGAGGCAGCACCAACUACCUACAGGUGAGUCCUCCUACUCUUCGUCGCCAGGCAGGAGCAGGGGGUCUUGGAUCUGAGGAUGACGAUGUCUUAAGUCGGCGCAGGACCAUCAGCGGACCAGAGGGCCUCCCUGGUAAUCAGACUGACCUGUUACCUCGGCAACCAGCCCAGCAACGUCCAGAGCCCCGGCCCCGCUCCACCGUGGUCUCCUCAGCGACAGAGAUCACAGAUGGCAUGGCGACACUCCGAAGGAAGCCUCGUCCUCUGGCAACGGACUCUGAAGCACCUGCACCCGUGGCUACCACUGUUGUUACCAUGACAACCGGCUCCGACACCAUACGCAGGAGACCGCGCACGUCCGAGCAAACAGAAAGGGUCAUUCAAAGCAAUAACCAAUCAGACUCUCCCAGCAGUCAGAAGGGCGGAGGCGAGCCGCAGCAGAACGGCGGCGUGGUCCUGAGGCGGAGGCCGGUGUCCGAGGUCUCUGAUAGGACGGAGACCAGCAGAGAGAGCUGUGAGUGGAUGGAGGCGAGGAAGUCUCUGAAGCCUCCGGUCUCCCCUAAACCGUCCACAGUCACCAUCAGGAAGGGACAAACUGACCCCCCGACCCCGACCCGCAGGGUCCCCAUACCCGGUCCUGAUAACACUGACCCGGCACAGAGCCCUGAGCCGAAGCGUGUUCCUCCUCCUGUGUCCCCCAAACCCCGUGGGCCUCCGACAGCACCUAAACCAGGCAAAACAAUAGUAGCUACAGCUACCAUGAGCCCGACUUCUGCUGCUACCAGUCCAGCUGCAGCCAGCCCCACCCCGACCCCGACUCCAACCCAGACCCCGACCCCGGCCCCCAAGCUCUCCUCCCCGCUCUCUGCCUCUGCCCCUCUCCCAGCUCCUGACACCCCUUCUGCCCCCUCCCUCUCUCCGGGACUCCCUCUUGCUUCCCCCUCUCCGGCCCAGAGUCCCUCCACCCCUUCUCCGCACCCUGUCAAACCUCCCCGCUCCUCCAUCGCCGGUCUCUCCAUCGACCUGGUGGGAGGAAGGGAGAUGGAGGAGGAAGAGGACCGGAGGAGGGAAGAGGAGGAGAGGAGGAAAGAGAGGGAGCACAGGAGGCAAAAGGAGGAGGAGGAGGAGGCGAGGAAGAGAGAGGAGAAGGAGAAUCUGAGAGAGGUGGAGGGUCAAGUAGCGGAAGUAGAGCAGAAGGAGGAGGUGCAGCAUCGUUUGGAGGAGACCAGUGCCUCCUUGGCAGCAGCAGUGCAGGCUGUGGAGCACAAGAUCAGAGAGGAGGACACACAAAAUGACUCUCUUUCCAGCAAAAAGGCGACGGUCUCCAUCUUGGACGACAUCGGCAGCAUGUUUGACGACUUGGCAGACCAACUGGACGCAAUGCUGGACUGAUCUCCUGCCAUCGUCUCGUUUCCAACAAGCCCCCCCCCCCUUUUUCUCUCCCCUCCAUCAUGUGUAGGUGUCUCAAGAAAAACUCUCCCAAGGCUUCGAUGCUGGCGCUUCGAGAGAGUGUGUGUGCGUGUGUCUGAGCAUGUGCGCGAGCGCUUCUCAUGUAGCCUUGUACAUUACACUUGAGGAGGGAGUUCCUCUUUGUCUGGUGCGGUAGCUCUAGCACGCCUCCCGAUGCGAGGAGGCCGCUCCCACACAACCUCUGACCUCUGCAGCCCAGCGAGUCGCCCGCCGCCCAGCCUCGGACGGCUGCGUGCAUCGAGAAGCACAAUCAUUUUCUUCAUCCUUUUAUCUCUACAGACUCUGGCAGAGAUCCCAACUCAGUCAGACAGGGAGACAGACAGAUAAGCAUAUUGCUUGCAAAAAUAAGCACAUAAACUGACUGACAGACAGGCAGAUAGAUAGAUAGCUAGGUAGUUAGACAAGACGCAUACAGAUGAGACACCGGAGAGAAUUUUUUCAAAGCACAUGCAAAGACGGGCCGCUUUCUGAGUCUGUCUCACUCCUGCGAUGUCAUUUUUCCAGAUGAAUCGUAGCCUCUGUUUCUCUUCCGUGUGAGUGGAGGAUUGUGGUUAGCCGGACUUCCUGACCUGUGUGUUGUCUUCUCUCCAUGUCGUUGUUGUUGCCGUUGUUGUUAUCGUUGCCGUUGUUGUUGUUGUUUACGAGUGCGUGUACUCCCUGCUGAUGCUCACGUCAAUGUCCUCCCACUCGUACAGUAGUUUAUUCUGAUGAUCGGAACCACGAUAUAGAUGUGUGUCCAUGAAUUUUGAGACACAAAACACACACGCACACACACACACACAAAAACACAUGCACAUGACAUUGGUUGUAUUCUCACUGGUGUUCUGCUUUGUUGGUGUUUAGCUCCAUCUAUGGAGGUUUGCUCGGAAAUGAAUCUACACACACACACACACACACACACAUUUACAUGCAAAGACACAUAUAUACAAGCACACUCAUGCGGUGUAUCCCUUUGUCCUGCUGCAGUGAACAGUGUUUUUAAAAGAUAAUCCUAUAUUUCAAUGCUUUAUAUAGUACAUCCAGUAUACAUACAUAGAGUUUAAAAUAUACCUGGGUAUUUGAGCUGUUAGAGCUCCCUCUAGUGUUGGUUAGUGAAACUGCCUCUAAUCUGCCCACCUUCCAUCUUGUCUAACCCCCGCUCCAACUUUUUAUCUCCCUCCGUGUCUGUUUUGUUUACUCUGCAUCUCUCUGUGCCUUGGUAGUGUUCUUUCACAUAUUCUGUAUUUAUUUUUUGUCUUUUUUUUUUCUUCUUGGUUUCACUCUCACAUUUUUAAAACUUACAAACCCCCUCGCUCCUUAUGUGUGUGCGUGGUGUCAAAAAAUAGCUUAUAGAUUGAGUCGUGAGUCCUAUAUGAUCCCUGAAAUCAGUCACCCUGUCUGCGCUCCUCCUGUAACCAUUGAGAAGCCUCGUACGAGCUCUUAUGAACUCCACCCACCCCCCUCCUGUAAGCUGUAAUAAAUUGGCUCCGCUCCUCCUCAGCUCCCCAGUUUUCAGUGGUCCCUCCAUGUAGGCCAGACAGUGGAACAACCACCAAUGUUCAUCCCAAUGAAGAGUCCACUUGUAUUUUUAUGCUCUUUGAAAACAAAGAUAUAUUUGAGAGACAGAUGGUUCUAAUAAUAAUAAUAAUAUUGAUGAUAAUUAUAGACAUUGAAUUGAGGUGAGCUGAUUGAGCCUGUACAUUUAAUGGUUGAGUUCUGGAUGUGUUGUGACGGUUGGGUUUAGGUUGUGUUUCUGCUGUGACGAUGCAUUCCUGUACAGCUGUGAUGAGAAUAAAUGUAUAAAUUAAACCUGA